AUGUCUGAUAACAAGAACACAAAGCCAGGUUAGAUUAAAAAUUAAAUUAAUUUCGUGAUUUUUUCAUAUUCGUAGGCAAAAAUUGCCUAGAAUGAAAAGAAAAAGGGGCUGGAGUGUUGGAGCUCGGGACUGGAGCCCAAACGAGAUCAAAGACGUCGCCUGGAGGCGGCGCCGGAGAAGUCGGAAAGAAUGAAAAGAACGGCGACACGGUCCAUCAGAAUGUCUGCGUCUCUUCGUUCCCGCCGCUCUUCACACGCAUCGAAACUCGUUUUCAAACUCGCCGGUGGACCCCAUUUUUUUUUUUGGGUGUGUGUUUGUCGGGAAAUCUUAGGACACGCUCCUAAUUGAAAUAAUCUAGUUGAAAAUAAUUGCGGCUCUCAUUAACUUUACCACAAAAAAAGUAUAGGAGAUCCUCAAAUUCGACACCGAAAUUGAGAAAAUUGAGGUGGUCUAAAAAUAGAAAAGAAGAGUAUAGAAGAUAAUGAAGUUUAAAUGAAUUUCAAGCUGGAAAAGGCUUUUUGCGGAGAAGUUCCAAAAAGAUUAGAGUCGAAAUUUACUUAGCGGGGCUUAAACGUUUUUCAAGAUCCCGCCGAAUGUAUCGCUGGUUUGGCCAAGAGAGUGGUGUGUCAGAGCACGAUCAAAAGAAUUUGUGAAAGUUCUAGAAAAUGUCGACGACGCUUUAGAGAUAAGGCGGUGAAAUGGAAGAAAGGUGUCUUUUCAACGAAAAAGAAAAAAAGCAAUUUCUGGAGGAUAGACACGGAAAUGAUAGAAGUGGAUAGAAAAGAGUUUUGAGUGGACACAGAUGCUCCGGCCAGUUUGAAAGGCCCAAGCUAAUUGCCUUGUGGGGCAGCGGACGACCGUCUCCGAGGCAGAUCUCAUCUUCGUUCGCCAUCUCGUCGGCCUCGUUUGCAGGUCACCUGAGGAGACCUUCUCUUCUGUUUUCCCUAGAACUCAACAUCUGA
This is a messenger RNA of Caenorhabditis auriculariae, 962 nucleotides long. The record is from the annotation of a GenBank genome assembly. NCBI's taxonomy places the organism in Eukaryota, Metazoa, Nematoda, Chromadorea, Rhabditida, Rhabditidae.